UUUCUUUGGGUUUCACCGGCAGCUAAAUAUUUUGCUGUCCACGCAGCAGCGGCUGCAUCCCAUUGAUACGUUGCAGAAUUUUUUCGUGGGAAGACCUGAUAACACUAACAAAGUAAAAUCAAGAUUUGCAACGAAACUGCUAAUUUUUUCCCCCUUAUAUUAAUCAGAAGCAAAUAGGCUUUCCUGUGUUUAUAUUUCAACCCCCGAUUUUGUUAACAUUUAUGAAUGCAAAUCUAGAAGACUUCCCACGACCAUGCUCGACUUCGUUAUAUUCGCUGUCUUUUUCGUUGUGACUUUAAUAAUUUCAAUAAUUUACCUUUAUCCAGGUUCAAGACGACCAACUACAAUCCUGGGACUUGAACCAUCUUCCAAACAAGAUGGAAAUUUGGCUGACAUUAUUCGCUCUGGAAGUCUUCAUGAAUUUCUAAUCAAUAUACAUAAGCAGUAUGGUUCCAUCACUUCUUUUUGGAUGUCAAAUUACCAAAUUAUCAGUCUGGCAUCUCCAGAACUUUUCAAGAACCAAAAGAAAAUUGUUGACCGAUCAAGUGAAGUCUACUUGCUGUUUGAACCACUUUUGGGAUCGGAAAGCCUUUUUAAUGGUGAUGAAUCAGGAAAGCAACGGAGAAUUAAAUUUACAAAGUCUUUGAAUGAAAAUUCCAUCAAAACACAUUCCACCAUUAUAGCAAAGAUUACUGAUGAAUUACUGACAAAAUGGUCAGUGAUGAGCGAUCAACAUAUUCCUGUAGAGGAGCACAUGAUGGCUUUAGCAAUUAAAUAUCAAGUCCUUAGCACAAUUGGUGACACCUUCAAAGACAACAUGGGGAUUUUCACAUUGCGGAGGAAUUUUGAUACGUGUUGGUAUGAAAUUCAGAGAUGCCUGCAGGAUCUGGCUGAACCAGAGUCUCAUCGGAUACAAGCUUUUAAAGAAGCUCAGAAUUUUCUUGAGAAAUAUCUGCAAGAUGCUGUUACAAAGCGCCGUGACCAGCCAACCGUUUCUCCAGAGAAUUCCUUGCUAAUUGAUUUCUUGUUGAAGACUGAUGCAGCUGAUAGUGAAAUAGUUAUGGACCUCUUCAUGACAAUGAUGUUUGAUUUUCAUACUCUUGGCUGCUUGUUGACUUGGUUGUUAUAUUUCCUUGCUACUCAUAGUGAUGUACAAACCAAACUUACAAAAGAAGUACAAACUCUGACAGAUGAUGAAAUUACUCCAGAGAAUCUUAAAAAAUUGAAAUAUCUGAAGCAAGUGUUGGAUGAAACUCAUCGAUGUGCUGUGUUAAUUCAAUGGUCUGCCUACACCCAGAGUUUUGAUGGAGAACUUGAAGGACAUAAAAUUCCCAAAAAUACUCCUAUCCUUCAUGCUAUUGGUGUCCUAAUGCAAGAAGAACAAUAUUGGCCUCUUCCUACUCAGUUUGAUCCAGAAAGAUUUGCUGAGGAUAAGGCCAAAUCUGGUUUAGUUUUCCAACCUUUUGAUAUUUAUGGCAAAAACGGAGAUCCAAAGCGUGCACUAAAUUAUGUAUGUGCCAGCAUUUGUAUCACAAAGAUUUUGAGAAUGUUCCGCUUGGGUCUUGUUAAAGGUCAGGUUGUCACUCCUGUUUACGGACUGGUUACUAAACCAGAUGAUGAAAUCUGGAUUACGGCACAAAAACAUACAAAGCAAUCCUAAUGACUAAUUUACAUAAAGAAAUUUUAUUCUUUCUUAUUAAGAAAAAAAUAUAAAUUUAUCCAUCAAAUUAGGUCCUGCAAACAGAAUGAUGAAAAAAGAAAAAAAAGCCAAUUGUUCUUUAAGUAUUAACCAGUUUGCUGAAAGUUCCACAUGUAAUGAAUACAUCAGCGGAUUUGUUGAUUAUAAGUUUGAACUUUCGCAUACAUGUGUGCGAAUAUUGCCAUGUUAAACUAUGCAAAAUUGAGUGGCUAUUCAUAAGAUGACCAAAAGAUCUUAGGCUAAUACAGGGAAUGAUUAAAAAGCCUUAGACCUCUUAUGGUGAAUUAACUUGAAAUCGUUUGCUUAUGAUAGGGUGAUCUGUUUUCAUUGUUUUGGCGCUUAUACAAGCAUAUAUGAUCUCUUAAACACAAAACAGAUACGCACGAAUGAAUACACAUUUAUCUUAUAUCUAUUUUUUUUUUCUUUUUUACUUUUCUUUUUUUCUUUCUCCUUUGCAUUUGCUAUUCUCACUUUUUGACUGACUACUUUAAAGGAAUCAUUAUCACUAUUUUUGGAAGUUUUCUGCAAUUGGGUGAUGUAAGGGAUGUUGAAUCUGUCUUAUUCCUCUUCACUAUUAUUUAUCAGUUAAAUAUGCUUGUUAAAAUGAAGUUUUUUUUUGUUUUUUUUUCUCACCUACUGGAUAAGUUUUUUCACUUGUUAAUUUGACAUUUUAGUAAACAAAAGCAUCUUGUACAAAAAAGAGAAACUAUUUUGCUUGGAUUAUAUACAUAUAAUAUACAUUUAUAAAACUU
Molecule: messenger RNA, 2451 nt
Organism: Octopus sinensis (East Asian common octopus)
Lineage: Eukaryota; Metazoa; Mollusca; Cephalopoda; Octopoda; Octopodidae
Product: cytochrome P450 20A1
Exons: 11
Coding region: 254-1660 (468 amino acids)
Cellular component (GO): membrane
Molecular function (GO): oxidoreductase activity, acting on paired donors, with incorporation or reduction of molecular oxygen; monooxygenase activity; heme binding
Source: RefSeq, a predicted model, not a curated record